Molecule: messenger RNA, 4648 nt
Organism: Amphiprion ocellaris (clown anemonefish)
Lineage: Eukaryota; Metazoa; Chordata; Actinopteri; Pomacentridae
Gene: gusb
Product: glucuronidase, beta
Exons: 12
Coding region: 16-2100 (694 amino acids)
Biological process (GO): carbohydrate metabolic process; glucuronoside catabolic process
Molecular function (GO): beta-glucuronidase activity; carbohydrate binding
Source: RefSeq, a predicted model, not a curated record
UUCUCUACCGCCUUUAUGUCAAACUAUGUCCGACAGUUGCCGAAAACCACGCGAGAAGCUGUGCGGUCACGUGACCACAGGAUAACCCACGUGACUGAACUAGCAACCAGAACCGCGGAGUGCCGUCCCUAUCUGGGAGUAGAGGAGCGGCUCAGGUUGUUUAUACCUGAAAAACACAGAAUGCUCCGACUUUUGUGGCUGUUUGCCGUGCUGGACGCGGUGCUCCUGCUGGACACCGGCAUGCUGUUCCCCCGGGAGUCCUCCUCCAGAGAGCUGAAGGAGCUGAGUGGGCUGUGGGUGUUCAGGGCUGACAAGUCCCCAAACAGGAACCAAGGCUUCGAGAGAGCUUGGUACAAAAGUCGCCUGGCAGAGACUGGUCCAGUGAUUGACAUGCCAGUUCCAGCCAGCUACAACGACAUCACACAGGACAGCACACUGAGAGAUUUUAUUGGCUGGGUGUGGUAUGAGCGAGAGGUGGUGGUGCCUGCCCGCUGGAUCACAGAUGAGGGAACCAGAGUGGUUCUCCGAGUGGGAAGUGCUCACUAUAAUUCAGUUGUGUGGGUAAAUGGGGAGAAAGUGACAGAGCAUGCAGGUGGCCAUCUUCCUUUUGAGGCGGAGAUAGGCAGUUUAAUGCGGAAGGACCCGACUCGCCCAUGCAGGAUCACCAUCGCUGUCAACAACACACUGACUCUGGAGACUCUUCCUCCAGGAACCAUCCAGCACAUGAACGACCCCAUCAAGUAUCCUGAUGGGUAUUUUGUGCAAAAUAUCUAUUUUGACUUCUUCAACUAUGCUGGGAUACAUCGUCCUGUACUGCUAUAUACUACUCCUAAGGUGUAUGUGGAUGACAUCACAGUGGUGACUGAUUUCUUGGACAACACAGGCUUUGUUAGAUACCAAGUGUCAGUCAAAGGUGCUGCAACAGCCACCCUGAAAGUUACUUUGAUGGACAAGGAUGGCCAUUGUGUGGCCUCCUCCAACGAGGCUUCUGGAGUGCUCAAAGUGGUUGAUGUCAAGCUGUGGUGGCCAUACUUGAUGCACGAGAAUCCUGGCUAUCUUUACUCAAUGGAGGUUCACCUCAUGGCAGCUGAUGAGAGAUCAACAUAUGAGGAUGUAUAUGCUCUACCAGUGGGAAUCCGCACAGUCAAAGUUACCAACACCCAGUUCCUCAUCAACAACAAGCCUUUCUAUUUCCAUGGGGUCAAUAAACAUGAGGACUCUGAUAUUCGAGGUAAAGGCCUGGACUGGCCUCUAAUUGUGAAGGACUUUAACUUAAUGAAGUGGUUGGGGGCCAACUCAUUCCGUACCAGCCAUUACCCCUAUGCUGAGGAGAUACUGCAGAUGUGUGACCGCCAUGGCAUCGUGGUGAUAGAUGAGUGUCCGGGGGUGGGCAUCAAAGACAUUCGCAGUUUUGGAAACGCCUCUCUGGCCCACCACCUGGAUGUCAUGGACGAGCUUGUACGUCGGGACAAGAACCAUCCCUCUGUGGUCAUGUGGUCAGUAGCCAAUGAGCCCGCUGCAGAGAUGCAACCUGCUGCACUUUAUUUCAAGACUUUGAUAACGCAUACUAAAGCUCUGGACCCUACCAGGCCUGUCACCUUUAUCACAGACAGUAACUAUGCCAGGGACAAAGGGGCUCCCUAUGUGGAUGUGAUCUGUGUAAACAGCUACUUUUCCUGGUACCAUGACCCAGGUCACUUGGAGGUCAUCCCUAUCCAGCUCAACGCUCAGUUUGAGAACUGGUAUGGAAAGUACCAGAAACCCAUCAUCCAGAGUGAAUAUGGAGCAGAUGCAGUGCCAGGGCUUCACAGUGAUCCACCCAUGAUGUUUACUGAGGAGUACCAGAAUGCAGUCCUUCGGAGCUACCAUGACAUCUUUGACCAGAAGAGGAAGCAGUAUGUCAUUGGUGAACUCAUCUGGAACUUUGCCGACUUCAUGACUGCACAAGGGAUCACUCGUGUGGUGGGCAAUAAAAAGGGUAUUUUCACCAGGCAAAGACAACCCAAAGCCGGAGCAUUCAUUCUGAAAGAGAGGUACUGGAGACUGGCAAAUGAAACAGGCAGACUUCCUCCUUGGACCAAGUACCCCUGCUCACUCUGACAAGCACCAGUGUUGAGGCACCCAGAUGACGAGAGGCUUGAUACCAUGGAAGCAGUAUGCCUUCUGGAAGAAAGGUGGUUAAAAUGCUGGCCCUAGAACAUUUCAGCGUGUACACAUGAGGUCAGACCAUCGUGAAUCACAGACAGCCACCCUGUUCCUCCAGUGUGAAUUUAAAGAACAACUUGCAGGUUGGAACCCCCUAUGAAUUAAUGUGUAGAAAAAUGAAAAAAUAUGUCAAUAUGUGCGCUAAAAUAACAUUUAGAGUAGUUUUUAUAAUUUAGGUCUGCUUCAAAAACACAACUUGGUCAUGACAUUACAAAAGUGAGCGCAGCUGAGCUACGUUAGGUUUGAUAAUAAGAAAUAUGGAUCCCAGCAGCAGUUAGUAUAUUCAGAAAUAUAUAUGAGUCCACACUAUUAAUCCUGUAGUUAUGAGCUUGCCAGGCAUAGAAGAGACCAGGAGCAGACAAGGAUGAGUAGAGAUAAAGGACCAUCAGUGAAAAAUUGUGGUGUGAGGACAGUCAGUGCAGAGCAGGUCGGAUAUUAUGGCGUCUUGGUGAGUCACCAGCAUUGGAUAACUUUACUAACAUUGUUUUACAUCGAGUUUGCUUUGAUCUAUAAUGGAAAUUAAUAUGCCAUGAUCAGGCGGUUAUAUUUUGUCUGUCUAAUAUAAACAGACAGUUAUAUGGUGGUGAGAGAAAGGUGGGAGAUAGCUGAAAAAUCUGUGUUCAGAUUUACAGUUUGUGUUUUCGUUAAGCUGUUUUUCUGAUGGAUCUGUAACCCCCAGCACCGCAAGCUGCUGCUGACGGUGAAACAGAGGUGGCUGUAUGAACUGAAGGAACCUCACCCACUAUCACUUCACAUGUCCUAACUUAGACGUCCCAUACUGAACUCCAUCGUAUCUCUGGAAACAUAAUCUCCUGUCUAAACUGAGCGCUGCUUGUGUCCGUGUUUUACAUCAGAUUCACAGCAGUCAAGUACUGUCUCUUCAUCUGCUUUAAAACUGGUCCAGGCAUGAGAGCAGCUUCUGAAAAAGAACAAAAAGUGUGGAUUUGAUGUCCUGACAAGCUGAAGUUUGGGGAACAUGCAAAAAUACAGUAAAGUACCAUGAUGAAAAAUUGUGACAUGAAAACAAUUGGGGGGGAAAAGGCAAAGCGAUUAAUGACAGCUGCUCAGACUGGCUACCACCUACUAUCACACAGUGUCCAGAGGCAGAGACUAUUCCCUCAUGUGACGUAACAUGACAUGUAGAAAAAAAGGGGUUCUAAACUUUACUGUUUAAAAUGACUACUUGGCUCUUUAAGAACUAAAAUAUUAACACUAUAAUAACUUUUUCCAGGAGUGUGGAGCAUUUUGCGAACACAUAUGACAUUUUUAUGCACCAAAAAACUCUAGUGCCUCAUCAAAGUUGAUCAGCCUGAUUGAUAUGAAUAAGCAGAUAUUAUUAGCCUAUGUUAUAUUCUAUAUAACUUGACCAUAAUUGCAUAAAAAGAAUGUCAGUCGGUAGAUUGAUAACACAGUUAUUUUUCUCUAAAAUCUGUAAUGACAUUGGGCUCAGUUGUGGUCAGGCUCCACUAAGGACACACUCGCUGGGCAUGGUUUCGCAUUUAAUUUUGUUUAUACAUUUUUCUCCUAGAUGAGAUUAAUGCAGGUUUUACAGUUUAACAAAAAAAAGACCCCAGACUCACGUAGAUCUAAGAUCUAGGCAUCCAUGGUAACACUGACUAGCAUAAACUGACAAAAAUGGAAGGCUCAUCAUAUGUUAAUUGGUAAUAAUAUUGUGGAGCUGGAAAGUGGUGGUGGUUGCAUUUUUUUAAUAUUAGAUGGUUUUCAUAUUGUUAGGUUAUUUGCUAAAUUUUCUGGGCAAAAUAUCUUAAAAUUCCUCAGGGAGAUAUUAGAUUUCUGCUGGAGCUGUACAGUUGGUAAGCCAAGUUUUUAAUUUAAGUUUUAAUUUACCCAGAGUUCAUAGCAAACUAGUCCUGAUUUAGUCAAGGGCUAAACAAUCUUAUGCAGUUAAGUUUACAUGUUUCUCUAAAGUCUAUUAGUUUGAUCUAAGCUAUAGCCAGUGUGCAUCUUUGUGAGACCAGUGCCUGAGUGGACACUAGAAUGAACUUAGCGUUUACAGGAUAUUCUGACACAAAUAGGUGAAGUGAAGUUUUGUUGGCAUUAAAAGGCAGGUCAGAACCAAUAAAAUCUUUCUUCACCAGUAAUAGCUGCCCUUUGCUCUAGUCUGAUAUGAAUACAACUGGCAGAGAACCACACGACAAUACAAAGACACUGUCCCCUCUCAUUUAUUUUACAAAAUUUGUCUGAGGAGAGGAUUUAUAAAAUAAACACCGUGUUUGCAGUCUAUGUUGGAAGUUUACAAAAGUGUAACCUGUCAUUUCUGUGCAUUAUGCAACCAAUCAGAAUGUAUGUUUUAGCUUUUAGCAAGACGCGAUGUUAAUGUGAUUUUUAAUGCUGAAUCAAAAGGUUUUAUUUUUUAAACAACCGACAAUAUGUCAUUUCUGAUAUGUCAUUUGCAUCAAGGUAUUAAAGACAAUAUACUCAA